Molecule: messenger RNA, 2560 nt
Organism: Scheffersomyces amazonensis
Lineage: Eukaryota; Fungi; Ascomycota; Pichiomycetes; Serinales; Debaryomycetaceae
Exons: 1
Coding region: 23-2542 (839 amino acids)
Biological process (GO): mitotic spindle assembly checkpoint signaling; mitotic sister chromatid biorientation; protein localization to kinetochore
Cellular component (GO): kinetochore
Source: RefSeq, a predicted model, not a curated record
UAACACACCACCACCACAACUAAUGGACAGCCCUAAUAAGGAAAAUAUGGGACCAUUCUCUCCCACAUUGAAGAACCCAUCUAAAAGUAUACUAAGAGAUAAUACUUUACCGAUUUUAAAUGAUAAGCGUCGUGUACUGUUUGCUCCAGAAGUUACCUUACAUAAAUUUGAUUUUAUACCUACUUCAAAUAAUGGUAGUAGUAAAAGAAGAAAGACUAUUUCUGGGUCUAUACCUCAUUCUCAGGAAUUAGAGAGUCCUGUUAAGGUGAUUUCUGAAGAAAUUGAUAUGAAUGGGUUAGAAGUACUUGAAGAUAGUUCUGAUGAUUCUCUGUUGGAUAGUGCUGGAGAAGAACAAAGACAAGAAGAAGAGGAAGAGGAAGAAGAAGAAGAGGAACAAACGAUGGAAUUGACAGGACAAAUAGUAACCAACAACAUACAAGUAAUGCCUGUUUCUGGAGAUCUAGAUACAGACUCUGAUGAAGAUAAUGAUAAUGAUAAAUCAGAAAAUAUCGAUAUGGAAUUGACUGGACCUCAAAUUCAAGUACCAAUAAGAACCCGAACUUCUCAAGAAAUUGAAGAAGAACAUACUAUGGAAAUGACUAUGGAUGUAACUCUGGUAGUAGUUAAAUCAAUACCUGUUCCUUCAUUAGAAAUAAUUCGAGAAGCUAGUAUUGAAAGCUCACAAGAACCUAGUGAUGCAAGUUUAAUAGCUGGUAAUAUUACGCGAAUAGAAGAACUGGAAGCAUCUCAAUCCAGUACAAUUUCUUCCAAUUCUCAAACUAUUGAAGAAGAAGAAAUCACUAUGGAUGUAACUCAAGUAGUAGCAAAGAUUAUAGAUGAAGUGGAUAAUACUCAACCUAUGGAAUUAACUCAAGUUUCAAGUAAAAUUAAUGAGAUUGACACUGUCAAUGAUGAAGAUAUUCAACAAAGUCAACCCAUGGAAAUGACUCAAGUUUCAACUACAAUAACUUCUACUUCUACUUCUACUUCUACUUCUACUUCUACUUCUAAUGAUGAUCCAAAUUCAUCAGUUGCAAGUAUAUCUGAAAAACUUAUAAGUACAACUAAAGUUCCAUUAGCUGAUACUUCUAUUAGAGAACCAAGUCCAAUUGAUGAAAAUUAUACAGAUGUAACCCUUACAACAUUUCUUGAUGAUAUUGGAGUUAAAUUUUAUGAUGAUUUAGAUAUAGAUGUUGAAGCUAUAGAUAGAUUAAGUAUAACCACUACUACAGAAUUUGGAGAAGAUAGUAAUAAAUUAAUUGAUUAUAUUAAUGGUCUACCAAAAUUAGAAUUACUUGCUUUAUAUCAAUUUAGUUGUGAUGAAUUAAGUAAUAAUAUAAGAGAUGGAAGAAAUAUGUAUAGUGAAUAUUCUAAAACAAUUGAAAUUAAUAAUCCUAUAUUAUUUAAAGAAUAUUAUGCAUCUAAUAAUAAUGAAAGAUUACUAAUGAAUGUUAGACUUCAAUUAAUUAAAGAUUAUACCAGAUUUCAAUCUAAAAAGACUUGGUAUGAUUGGAGAACUCAAUUAACUAAGAAUUUAAUUACUGAAUUAGAUAAUAAGAAACAAAAAUUAAUUGAUGAUAAAGAAAAACUUGAUGAAGAUAUUAAACAAUCCCAUGUAUUAUUUCAAACAGUAAUUGAAAUAUCUUCAAUAGUUGAAAAGAAAUUCCAAUCAUUAAAGAUUCUUAAACAGCAAUUAUUAGCCUGGCCUCAACAGGAAAUUAAUAAUCUUAAACAUGAUUUAAUAACUUGUAAAAAUCAAUUAGAGGAAUUAAGAAUUAAUAUAGAAUCUAAACAAUUAGAAAUGACUCAAAUGAAUCAUAAUAUAAUUGAAUUAGAUAAACAAAUUCGUCAAAUUAAAAUGAAUAUAUCUCAUAAUGAAAGAAUUAUUAGAAAGAAUCGAAAAUAUGCUGUAUCAGAAAUUGAUAUAUUAAAACAAAAAUUUAAUUUUAUUCAAUAUUUUACUAAUGUAAGAUAUUGUGAAAUUAACCAAAAUUUAAUUCAAUAUGAAAUUAAUCAAUGUAUACUUUGUCAAAUUAAUUUUAAUGAUAUUAAUGAUACUAAAAAUAUAAAAUUCUCUUUGAAAGAGAAUGUACAUGAUCAAAGUUUAUUACAAAUUAAUUCAAAUGCUUUAAGAAUUGUUAAUUUAAUUCCCGGUAAUACAAUAAUUGAAAAAUUUCAACAAUUCUUAAAGUACUGGGAAACACUUCGAAAUUUUGAAUCUCAAGUACAAAAGAUAUCGCUAAAAUUUCCUAUUAAAUAUAUAGAAUCUGAUAAAGAUAAUGAUAAUAAUAAUAAUAAUAAUAUUAUUAAAUUUGAAAUUCGAUUCUAUAGUUUUAAUAAUGAUUUUAAAUUAAUUAUUACUUGUCAAAUUGCCCUCAAAGAUUUACUUAAUUAUAGUGACAAAUUAAUGGUUAAUGCUAAAUUACAACGACUGAUUAGUGAUAUUGAUGAAACAUUAAUUAGAAAAGAAGUUAAUAAUAGUCUAGGUAAUAAUAUUUUAUUCUCUACUAGUUCAUUAUUAAGUUUACAUAUAGCAGUAUAAUAUAUAUAUAAUUUUCUA